This is a messenger RNA of Rotaria sp. Silwood1, 771 nucleotides long. Lineage: Eukaryota; Metazoa; Rotifera; Eurotatoria; Philodinida; Philodinidae. The record is from the annotation of a GenBank genome assembly.
AUGGCUAAGCCUCGUGAAGUUCCCAGUAUCAGCUCGUCUAUUUCAUCACCUGCAGCUCCAGCACCAGGACCAAUCAUCGUCAACGAAGAAGAAAUGGAAGGCUUUACUGAUCAUGUAGAUGAUAUGUUAAAAGAACACGAAGAAAUUCAACAAGCAUUGCAACAAAAAGACAUUGAACUACAACAAAUUCGACAAACACUUGAACAAAACAAACACAACUUACUUCAUAUUUUUCAAUUGUUCGACAAUGUUGCACCGCGAACGUGUUCUUAUUUUCGAACAAUAAUCUCAUGUAAAAGUGGUUAUGGUUUUCAAAACUCAAAGUUUGAUUAUUUGGUUGUCGACAAAUAUCUUCAAGGAGGAGAAGUUAUGGCGUUUGCACGUGAUGGAACUCGUAUUCGUCAUACAAUUAAGAAAGAAAUAAAUGAUUUAACUCAUAAUCGCGAAGGUCUUAUCAGUAUGAAUAUCAAAACAAUGCGAUUCGGAAUUACUUUAGGACCAAUGCCAAUUUUCGAUAACAAUAAGACACAGGUUAUCUUUGGUGAAAUCGAAACGAGAAUGAAAAUUAUUCAAGUAAUCAAUGCACGAGGUAUUCAUCAUGAUGGUACUGGUGUUCGACGUGCUAUUGAAGCUUAUGUUGUAGAUGAUGAUUUUCAUGCUGAUGCUCCAUUAGAUCUUGUCAGUAUUGGUGAUACUCGACCUAGUGCCGGUGAUGUUGGUGGUCAACCAAUAGACAAUGUCGUUAUUUACACUUGUGGUCAAAGAAAUUAA